CUCUAUUUGCGUGUACAAACAAACUGCAUAGCUGAAUCUAAAUAAAAUUAAAUUAAACACAUACAAUAAGUAUUAUAUCCCCCAUACAUGUUGCACUGGGCGAAAACAAUCAUUGAGAAUGCAGAAAUAUGAAAAAUUGGAAAAAAUCGGAGAAGGCACAUAUGGCACGGUGUUUAAGGCCAAAAACAGGGAGUCCCUAGAAAUAGUGGCGCUAAAACGUGUGAGACUUGAUGAUGAUGAUGAAGGAGUACCGUCGUCAGCAUUGCGAGAAAUAUGUUUGCUCAAAGAACUUAAACAUAAAAAUAUUGUUAGACUUUAUGAUGUGUUGCACAGUGACAAAAAAUUAACUCUGGUAUUUGAGCACUGUGAUCAGGACUUGAAAAAAUACUUCGACAGUUUAAAUGGUGAUAUAGAUUUAGAUGUUGUUAAAUCUUUCAUGUACCAACUGUUAAGGGGACUGGCAUUUUGUCACAGUCAUAAUGUUUUACAUAGAGACCUGAAGCCACAGAACCUGUUGAUUAAUAAAAAUGGUGAGCUGAAGCUGGCUGAUUUUGGACUAGCCAGAGCUUUUGGAAUUCCUGUUAAAUGUUACUCUGCAGAAGUUGUUACUUUAUGGUAUCGCCCACCUGAUGUUUUAUUUGGUGCCAAAUUAUAUACAACUUCCAUUGAUAUGUGGUCUGCAGGUUGUAUAUUUGCUGAAUUAGCCAAUGCUGGCCGUCCAUUAUUUCCUGGAUCAGAUGUUGAUGAUCAAUUGAGAAGGAUAUUCAAAUUAUUAGGAACACCUACAGAAGAUACCUGGAGUGGGAUGAGUCAAUUGCCUGAUUACAAACCCUUCCCUCUGUAUCAACCAAAUAUGAGUUUAUCACAGGUUGUACCUAAAUUGGGUAAUAGAGGAAGAGAUUUACUACAGAGGUUGUUGGUCUGCAAUCCAAUGGGGAGAAUGUGUGCUGAUGAUGCCAUGACACAUCAAUAUUUUAGUGAUUUGAAUCCAUCAAUAAAGAAUGAUAGAUGUUAGAUAAUUUGGUGAAUUAGGUUUGUUAAGAGAACAAUGAAUAAAUGUUGAAAGACUGUUGAAAAAUGGCUGUUGUAAAAAACAACACAAGAUAUAAACAAUACCUAACAAAUUAAUUGUCUAAGCAGGAAGAUUAUAUUAUUCUUAUUUUCCUCAGUAUUCUGCUUCCUAUUGGCUUUGUUAGUUCCAUAUGAUUUUUUUUGACUUUUUUAUAUUCAGAAUAAAUUGAUUACUUCAGUUAUCUUUGUGGAUGUGCUUAUAUAUUUUGUUUGGAAAGAAUGAAAUUGUCUCUUUUUUUCUUGUCUAUCUCCUUUAUUCAUGGAUCAAUUGUUCCUGGAAUUAAUAUUCUUCUAAGUAACUCAACUUAAACAAUAAAAGCAACUGGUGGAAGGAGUUCAUAAAAAUGGGGUGAAAAUUGUCUAAAGCAUGUUAGUCAGGGAGACAAUUUUCAAGAGCGUAUUAAAUAAAAUUACCACUGUUUUGAUUUAUUUCAGUUUUCUAUUUCUAGUUUUUGCCAAAUUAGUAACUCUUGUGUAUAGUACUUAAUAUUAAUAAUUCAUUUGGCAUUUCAAAGUUUUCUUAUAUACAUACUGACAAUUAAUCUGUUAGGUAAUUUUUUCAACAGUUAUUACGGAAAAAGUAAGAUUAUUAAAAAUACUCAUAUGACUGUUUCCAAUUAGAAUGGAUUGUCAGGUGUAUAGAUUGUAAACAAUUUAAUUGUAAGUUUUUUAUGUCUAGUCAUUUUAAUAAAUAGUAAAGAAAUAA
Aethina tumida (small hive beetle) is the source of this 1777-nucleotide messenger RNA. RefSeq names its product cyclin-dependent-like kinase 5 (gene Cdk5). Lineage: Eukaryota; Metazoa; Arthropoda; Insecta; Coleoptera; Nitidulidae. Gene Ontology annotation, molecular function: ATP binding; cyclin-dependent protein serine/threonine kinase activity. Gene Ontology annotation, biological process: synaptic vesicle transport; axonogenesis; protein phosphorylation. The transcript is spliced from 3 exons. Gene Ontology annotation, cellular component: cytoplasm; nucleus. The record is from RefSeq and is a predicted model, not a curated record. Bases 119 to 1015 code for a protein of 298 amino acids.